CGUCUGAGGAACACUUACCAUAACAUAAAUCAAAUGGCCAUUUUAGAAAGAAACAUUUUUAUUUUAACUUUGGUCGGGGUAUGGAAACCUGAUCAUUGGAAAGGAUUUAAAGCUGCUCUUUAUUACUUUUACAUUUGCUUAGUGACAAUUGUCAAUCACUCAUUUCUUCUUUCUGGUGUUUUGGAUUUUGAGUUGCGAAAUAUCGACGUUGUUGUGAUCAUUGAUAAUCUAUCAUUAUUGAGUUGUUUAUUCACAGUUCGCUAUAAAAUCGUCACAAUACUCUAUUAUCGUAAAUUAAUUGAAGAAUUUGUAAAUCGUUUUGAACGAGAUCCAUUUAGAGCAAAAGACGAUGAAGAAGAGAAGAUUUAUAUAAAAUUUGAUAAGUUUACAAAGACGAUUUCAAUGUUGUAUCCAGGUCUGUUUACCGUAGCGGUAUCGUGGUAUUCAGUAGGUCAUAUAUUUCGAAUGAGUCCACCUAAUGUGAUGCCUUAUCAAGGAUGGUUUCCCUAUAACUAUACAAUAUACAAAUAUUAUUGGCCGACGGCUAUUUAUCAACUUUAUGCAAUCUGCAGCGCGGCAUGUGUUAAUUUAGCUUACGACACAAUAUUUUGCUGUAUAUUGUACUAUAUAUGUGCGCAGACACAUAUUCUCAAGUAUCGAUUUUCUGUACUGGUGGAAAAUUUACAGAAAAUUAAUGAGGAGAAUGAUGGUAGCGUAAAUGUUAGGGAAAUUGAACGAAAAAUGAUCGGUGACUGGGUUGAUUAUCAUAACAACAUACUCGAUUUAGUGAAAUUUGUGAAAUCUUUAUUCUCAACUGCAAUAUUUGUACAGUACGCAGCGAGUUCACUUUUGAUUUGCAGUAUUGCGUAUACGUUAUCGCACACAGAAACGCGAUCAAUGAAUUUUGCCGGUGAUUUUUUUUAUCUCACAGCUAUGACGAUCCAGAUAUUUUUCCAGUGUAUUGCUGCUGAUCAAGUGACAGUUGAGUUCGCUGACAUUACUAAUGCACUUUACAACACGAACUGGUAUAAUUUGAGUAAUAAUGUACGAAAAGCGAUGACAAUCAUCCUCGCAGAACCUUUGAAACCCACUUUAAUAAAUAGUGGAUACUUUGUAAUAUUAUCUUUAGAAUCAUUUACAAAAGUUAUUAAAUUAUCAUAUACUAUUUAUAACGUACUUCAAUAAUGCAAUUGUAAUCAGCCAAAGUUGCAGUUAGUAAUCUAACUAUUUAGGUUAUUCAUUAGUCAAAUUUAGUUGAAGAAGCGUGAAAUAUUCAAUUAUAUCGUAAAAAUAUCGGAUUAGUCCAUUGCAGGGAAGACUGGGUAUGGUUGUUGGUGCCACGACUAUUAAACCGAAAACAGUUCAACCGAGGACACUUCAACCGAACGACAGUUCAACCGACAAAAAAUCCCUGAUAAGAGGGCACCUCAAUAAAGGGGUCCAGGUUAUUUUCAGUUGAAAUGUUGCUAGGUUGAAUUGUCGUUCGGUUGAACUGUCUUCGGUUUAAUUGUUACAGAACCAUGGUUGUUCCACGGGACGGUUGUCACAGUGAUCAUAACAGACAACUUAACAAACGAAAUACGAACAUUGAUCGCGGCCAAAGAACCGGUAUCGAAAGAGAGGUGAUGCCUUCGCGAUUUUUCGACGCCGAUUGAUGAACUGAUCGCCACAAAUGACCUCUGUGACAAUCUACCUGUGAGACACCAUACCCAGUUUCCUCUAGGCUAUAGAGAAAUGUAGGACGUCACAAUCUGAGUAUUUGCUACCCUCAUCUUCAAUUCGGAUACACACGAGGCUUGAAAUGUCCUUUUUUUUACCAUAUCUGAGCCUAAAGUCCAAAGUCUUGCCCUGUUUAGACGAAAGAAAUUCGUUCUUUUCUUUCAUGAAAAAAUUAAUGAUGAAAAUUAGCGCGGGCGCAAUUCUCCCACAAACAAAGACGAAAAUUUAAAUCUUAAGGUACAGUUCCGAUGAAUAAAAGUAUGCACACCGCAAAGGAAGGUAGGGCAUCCCAAUUCGUGUGGCCUACUAUGCCAUUAUACUUGCGUAAAGCGUUCCAAUUGGGAAAACCAAUAACAUAAAUGUACACAUGUGCAUACAUGAACCGCUCAAUCAAUGACAGAAAUUUGAACUUCCCGUUGUCGGUGUGGUCGAAAAUAGUAUGCACACCACGUAAAAAUUAGGACAUCCCAAUCCGCGUGUUCGUCACUGUUGCCUGCGGCUUGGGAAUGAGGGUCAUGAGGUAAACACCCGCGUGGGUUAAAACGUCCUAUCUUUUUUAAUAAAGAAGUAACUCAUAAAAUAAACCGUCUAUAAAUAUAGAAAUGUUUAUUGUGAUUAAAUUUAUAAGUGGACUUUUUGUAUAUCAAGAACUUUCUCAAUAUAGUAUUAAUAAAAUUAUUUACAAUGAAACAAUUUUUUCGAAAUUCUAGAAAAAAAGGAUAAAAAAGUAUUUUGUCUUGCAUUUACAAGUUUAUCCUUUGCAUAUCCAAACCAUGAUUUUUGUCUUCGAU
Messenger RNA from Microplitis mediator, 2510 nucleotides. Its product is annotated as odorant receptor 94b-like. The coding region runs from base 34 to 1185 and encodes 383 amino acids. Lineage: Eukaryota; Metazoa; Arthropoda; Insecta; Hymenoptera; Braconidae. The transcript is spliced from 5 exons. Gene Ontology annotation, biological process: detection of chemical stimulus involved in sensory perception of smell; sensory perception of smell. Gene Ontology annotation, cellular component: plasma membrane. The record is from RefSeq and is a predicted model, not a curated record. Gene Ontology annotation, molecular function: olfactory receptor activity; odorant binding.